UGUUAUACGUAAGUUAAAUACAUUGUUUUUAAUAUUUUCGUUGUACUUUCAUUAGUUGUAUCUACAUUCUUGCGUGGCAAAUGAGAUCACUUAUAUAUGUGCCCCACUGGAUAUAAUUAUUUAACAAUCAUCCAUUAAGAAGAUGUGAACAUGUGAAAAUAUAAUGAAUGAUGGAACCUUUUUAAUGAAAAGGGUUAAAGACACAUUUGGUCACUGAGAUUACUAAAUCGGGACAUGUUUAGUCACUUGAAAAAGUUAAUAUCAAAUUUGGUCACUAUAAUUACUAAAACAGGACACAUUUAUUCACUCGCCGUUAGUUGCCGUCCAACUCCGUUAAAAGAGUCCGUUAUGUGCUGAUGUGGCUAACAUGAGCCCCUAGUCAGUGGCGUUUUGGGAAGGAAAUGGUCAAACCCGACCCGCCAUGUUACUAAACCCGCCACGUAAUAAACCCAACCCAAUCCAUUAACCCAACCCGACCCAGAAAUAAACCCUAACCCACCUAACCAGACUAGAGCCCACUUAAAAAAAAAACUUAUUAGUUUCCAUUUGUAGACCCGAAAACCCUUCUCCUUCCUCGAGAGCUCUUCCCCUUCGCCAUUUUCGAUCAAACUAAUCUGAGAGCAGAGAGCAGGGAGUAGGGUUGGGCAACGGGACGGGUACCAAUUCCUCAUUUGGAGACCAAAGUCCAUCCCAUAUCCCAAACCCAUAUGGGAAAUAGGUACCCAUUACCCGUACGGGACGGAUAACGGGUACCCAUACUACCCAUAAAUACCCAAAGUUUAAACCACUAAAAUUUUAACAAUAGUUUAAACUUAACUUGUAUUUGCUUAACAAUCACAAGACACAAAAUACAUCCCAAUCACAAAUACUUGAUUUGAAAAUUACACAUUCAUGAACAAUCACAACACAUAGAAAUAAACCAUUCCAAGCACCAAAUUAUCAAAUAAGAAGUUUCAUUCAACACAACCAAAUGGGAGGCAUGUUGCUACCUUUCUUGUGUUGCUGAAUGCAGAAAGUGUCCAAAUUUUUAGGUUCACGGGAAGCUAAAAUCUAUAGCAUACAAAAGAAACUUUCUGCAAGCUGUUGCUAUUGCAGUUCUCCCUUCUCCAGACUGCUGCUGCUGUCGUUCUCCCUUUUGCAGUUGCAAGUUGCUGUCCUGCACCUGCUGUCGUGCUACUGUCCUGCAAAGAAGAAUAGUUAGUAGCAAAAAGGUUAGGCAAAAUACAUUUGUAUAUCCACAACUAUCAGGUUUGUGACAAAUAUAUCCACAACUAUCGAAAUACACGAAAUAUCCAAAAAUCGGAAGGUUGUGUGAAAAAUCUAUCCACUUCCGUCAGAAACUAUAACGGCGUGUCAGACGGCAUUAAAUUGACUAACGGAAUGUUGAAUCAAUGCCAUCUCACCUGCCACAUAAGCCAAAAAGCAACCAAACACUACACGUAGAUGCCAAAUAGGCUAGUUGAAUAAAGGCCAAAUACAGUUGUAUAUCCACAACUAUCAGGUUUGUGACAAAUAUAUCCAAAACUAUCGAAAUACACGAAAUAUCCAUUUUCGUCCACUUUGUUAACUCCGUCAGUUAACUUGAUGACCGGACAAACGGUGGAUGCUUAGUUGGCAUGUUUCUGACCCCACUGAAUGAUGUGGAUUAAAAGAGAAUUAAAAAAAAACCCUAAAAACCACAGACAGUGACACUAAAAAUCCAACACAGAAACACGCCCGAUAACCACUGAUCCUCUUCCAAUCGACGCCUCCACCCCCAAAUAACCCUACCCCAAGCCCAGUUUUCGAUUCCAACCACAAUCCCCAACCAUUGCCUCCCUUUUACUCCGACCGCUUCCAUACAGCCGGCGCCAUGGUGAUACCAAGCUUGAAUCUCAAACAAAAAAGUUUGAAUAUGUAUUUUGGGUCUUUUGUUCCAUUAAGGAGAAAUCAGUUAAAGAAUUAUCUUCCCCCAAACUCUAAGCUCUCCCUAUCUCCUAAUUUCUCUUCUUGCCUAGUCCAAGGCUUCGGCCGAUCCUUAAUUCUGUUCUUCCUCUCCUAAUCUCAAUCCCUAAUUCUGUUCUUAAUCCCUAAAUCCUCAAUUCACGAUAGAACUCUAAUCCCAGGUUCUAUCAAUUGGUAUCAGAGCCAACAUGAGCUCCUCAAGGCUCUCUGAUCCUUCUUGGACACGUUUGCUGCAGCGAAUUGAUGCUCUCUGCGCCGACCGGGAAGCGACGGCGCGCGUAGGAGGCUGCCCAGCGGUGAUGGCAGGCGGUCCGAUUGGGCUGGAGCUGGAGACGGCGCCGCCCGAGGGGCCGUCGACCGGGGAAGUGGCGGUCAUGCCGGGCGAGUCGGCGAUGCAGGAGGACGGAGGGCAAGGCGCGGCGCUCGGCGCGGCGUCGAUUGCCCAAGGAGGAACGCCGACGUCGGAACAGCGCAGCGGUGAGGAGAUGGGCUUGUCGCCUAUGAGCAGAUCGCCAGAGGAGCAGGCGAUGGCGGAGAAGAAACCGCCAAUGAAGGCCGCGUCGGAGGACGUGAUGGAAACAGGGGGCGAGCUCGGGAAAGCGAAGCCGGUUGGGGUGAAUGCGGCGAUGGAGGUGGAACUGGCGGAACCGAAGACGAGGUCGGCGUCGGGCUGGUCCUCGCAACGCCGGGUGCGCGACUUGACGUCGGGGUCAUCGAAGAAAGAGGUGGAAGAGGGCGGCGGCAUGGCUUUGUUACACUCAAACCCUAGAGAGGCCUCCAACCGCAAAACACCACAUCAACAGCUAUGCCCGUUGGGCCAAGCAAUUUGGGCCAACUAUUAUUUUGAGGGGCCAAGAGUAAUGGAUUGUUUGGUGCAGGAAGGUGAGGGAAAUUUCAUUCAUGGGCUUGAAAAGAAAGAGGAGAGCGUUGGGCUCAUCACAGGCCAAAUUGACCAACGGAACGGGCCAAGUCUGAGAGAGAAUGGGACCAAAUUAAGCUUUAGUCUUGGGCCGCCCAAGAAAGGAGCCAGCAAGUUUAAUGAGGGAGAUGGGCUAAUUCUACAGAGUGGGCUAGGGCUUCAGUUGGGCUGGCUAGUUGGGCUUUUUUGGUAUGGAUUGGGUUCAAUGGCUUGGGAAAAGAUGGUGUAGGACUGGAAGAAAAGAAAGCGCAAAGAGCGGA
Messenger RNA from Linum trigynum, 3123 nucleotides. The record is from the annotation of a GenBank genome assembly. NCBI's taxonomy places the organism in Eukaryota, Viridiplantae, Streptophyta, Magnoliopsida, Malpighiales, Linaceae.